Messenger RNA from Aspergillus brunneoviolaceus CBS 621.78, 1032 nucleotides. Its product is annotated as gluconokinase. Gene Ontology annotation, molecular function: gluconokinase activity. NCBI's taxonomy places the organism in Eukaryota, Fungi, Ascomycota, Eurotiomycetes, Eurotiales, Aspergillaceae. Gene Ontology annotation, cellular component: cytoplasm. The transcript is spliced from 2 exons. The coding region runs from base 307 to 1023 and encodes 238 amino acids. The record is from RefSeq and is a predicted model, not a curated record.
CUUAUUCUUGUCCUUGUCCUUGUCCUUGUCCUUCUUAAGCUCAGUCUUUCCCCCGGUUGUUGCGUCAGGGAGAACUCAAGCCAACUUUACCCGCCCCUACUUACUACAUCCACUACAACAAACACCACACCCUUUACACUCUACCGUUGCCUACACAAGCUCCAACUCCAACAAUCCCAACUGUGGUUCUAACCUAAUUUCACAAAUUCCGAGCACGUCAUACACCCAAUUAUUCCAGCGCACCGUUCCUUGACUCCCAAAAACCCCCAAGCCCCGAAAAACCAAUAACCCAUAAACUUAAAAACCAUGCUCUCCGCCGGCGAACGCCCGCAACCCGCCAUGAAGAACAAGGGCGCGGUGGUCGACACCCCCCUCAACAUCAACCACACCACCACCAACCCCAUGUGGGCGGACCAGACCCAGCCGCAGCCUCCGGCGCAACCGCCGCAGCAGAUCCAACACAUCUGGGUGGUGACGGGGCCCGCCGGGUGUGGGAAGAGCACCGUCGGGCGCGGUCUGCAGGAAGAACUGGGGGUACCGUUCUUAGAAGGCGACGAUUUCCACCCGGCCUCCAACAAGACGAAGAUGAGCAACGGAGUGCCGCUGACGGACGCGGACCGAUGGGACUGGCUGAUCUCGCUGCGGCAGGCGGCGAUCUCGGCGCUGUCGCCGUCGGAGGCGAACGGCUACCGGCCGCCGACGGGGGUGGUGGUGGCGUGCUCGGCGCUGAAGAAGAAGUACCGGGACGUGAUGCGCGUGGCCGCGUACGGGUCGCCCUCGGUGCAGAUCCACUUCAUCUACCUCAAGGUCGACCCGACGGCGCUGCUGCAGCGCGUGACGCAGCGGCAGGCCCACUACAUGAAGAGCAGCAUGGUGCAGUCGCAGCUGAUGGACCUGGAGGAGCCCGUGGUCGGCGACGAGUGGGACGCGCUGAUCGUGGACGUGCACGCGGGCCAGGCGGAGGUGCUGCAGGAGGUGAUUGCCCUGGUGCGGGAUGCGCUGGUCAAGUACCAGCAUAGCUAGGUUGAGGGA